CUUUUGGCUCUAUACUCAGAGUUCUACACAUUUGGAUCACAGCUAACAUGCAUAAGGUAGUGCACCCAGAUGGAGGUUUGCCGCAUAUUAUUCUAAAUAUACAAACAUAAAAUAACCAUUGAUCACAUGGAGUAGACAGGAUAUGCCUCUAAAGAGCUCUGCUGAAAUAUCCACAUAUGUUCUGUAUCUAAACUGAACUGGUGAGGAGAUGAAAGCCGAGUUGAUCGUUUGGAAAACUGGUUCUGUCUGGGACUUAAGAGAAAGUGCUGAAAUACCUUUUGAGUAUCUUCCUGCAAGAUGUAUCAGAGAUCUCAGUGAAAGCCAGUUGUCCUAAUUCUUCCCAGCCAAGUUCUGUAGUCGGAGGAAUUCUGGAUAGCCUCACAUUUACCGUCUGAAUUUUAAGACGUCGCUUCAAGGUCGGCGAUGCUCUGUGACAACCUUUAGUGCCGCGGGGGAAAGGGAAGGUCGCGGCGUAAAUUGCCACCGGGAAGACAUCGGGGUCGAUCCGUGCAGCGGCAGGUUACAGCACCGUGGCUUUCGAUGGGACUCCGAGCUACGGCCACACGCCGUCUCACCACGCUGCACAGUUUACAAACCACUCAUUCAAACACGAGGACCCCAUCAGCCAGCAGACCUCGCUAGGGGACCAGCAGUACUCGGUGCCUCCCCCGGUGUACGGCUGUCACACCCCCACGGACAGCUGCACGGGCAGUCAGGCCCUGCUCCUCCGGACCCCCUACAACAGUGACAAUUUAUACCAAAUGACCUCACAGCUUGAAUGCAUGACAUGGAAUCAAAUGAACUUGGGAUCCACACUGAAGGGCCAUACGGCAGGAUAUGAAAAUGAGAACCACAGUGCUCCCAUGUUAUACAGCUGUGGGGCCCAAUACAGAAUACACACCCAUGGAGUUUUUAGAGGCAUACAAGAUGUCCGACGGGUGCCAGGAGUAGCACCAACUAUUGUCCGAUCAGCAAGCGAGACAAAUGAAAAACGUCCCUUCAUGUGCGCAUACCCUGGCUGUAACAAGAGAUACUUUAAGUUGUCCCAUUUACAGAUGCACAGCAGAAAGCACACUGGUGAAAAACCCUAUCAGUGUGAUUUUAAGGACUGUGAACGAAGAUUUUCUCGUUCAGACCAACUCAAACGGCACCAAAGACGACACACAGGUGUGAAACCCUUCCAGUGUAAAACCUGUCAGAGAAAGUUCUCCAGAUCUGAUCAUCUGAAGACUCAUACCAGGACUCAUACAGGUAAAACAAGUGAAAAGCCUUUCAGUUGCCGGUGGCCCAGCUGUCAAAAAAAAUUUGCCAGGUCUGAUGAAUUAGUUCGUCAUCACAACAUGCACCAGAGGAACAUGACUAAACUGCAGUUGGCCCUUUAGACAGUUCAAACAAGUGAAUAAACCAGAUGGGACACUAUGAGCUACUGCAAACUUUAUCAGCCAUCUUCGAUCACCUCUGUCAGAAAGCUGCAGCUGUCUUCGCAUCCCAUUUGACACAAGUUAACUAAACCGUAGGAUUCUGCUCAGCUUUGUCUUCCAUUUGGACUUACAAAAUUUCUUAUCCAAAAAGUUCAGAAGAUUUUUGUUUGUGAUUUUGUUAAAAAGUGAGCAAGAUUGCCGCAGUUUUAAGAUUACUCUAACCUAUGCUUACCUUCCAUGGGUGUUUCCAGUUUUCUGUUUUUAUUUUCGCUUGAACUUUUCUAGGUACAUUUUAUUCUACCUUUUUAAGUCCAGCAGCAGGCAGGGUGAUUAGUCCCUGUUGAAGGUAAGCUUUAUGCUUACUACUUUUGUGCAUAUCCUGAAGUUUCCAAAUGCUAGUACAGUUAUCCUCACCAGAUGAGACAGAACAAUCAACUGAGAUACUUUCGGUAAGCUUUGUACUCGUACUGCCAAAGGGCAAGCUUUUAAAGUUGGAAGCAAUGCUUCUGAAUUUCACAAAUCAAACCUUUUUUUAAAGAAAUUAUUUCUAUAGCAGCUAAAGCUAGAUGAACCAGAACCUCUGUACAGAAAAUAAGAAUCUUACCAUUAAGUUAACUUGUUUUUUAAAUAAUCACAUAAUUGAUCCCUCCAAACUGUUUCGUUUGUCAAAUAACUCUCUUUCCCUCCAUGCGCCCCCCCCCCCCUUUUAAUGUAUUGGUUUAAAUUUAUUCCAUCAUGCGAUGCAUAGAUCUCCUUUACACAAAAGUGAUUCCAAUCAUUGUAGACAUUUGGGAUUUGUUUACAAUGUAAAGCCACACUGGUUAUGUGGCUAGCAAGCUGUAUAAACUUAAAACUGAACUUUUAAUGGGGCUGGUCCAGGAUCUCCAUUAACAGAUUACUCUUAAGAUAAGUAACUUAAAAAGACUCUUUGUCAAGUAUAUGUGAAAAAGACAUUAUUAGCGUAAGGAAAUAUAUUGUUUCAGGGUUUUGGGAGGAGGGGUUUAUUAUUUACUUUUAAUUGCUUGAAAUUGUGUGUAUAUAUAUAUCUGAUAAUGUAUUGCUCUUAGACAUCUAAAAUUAGAAAGUGUAUAAAUAUUAGAUGCAUCACUGUUCUGAUGUUGUUGCUGUUACAAACUAUUGAUAACACUAAGAAUGUAACCUGCAUUUUUCACUGAGCUUUCAAUUAAAGCCCAUUCAAAGAGAAACAAAUGAGA
Molecule: messenger RNA, 2635 nt
Organism: Cygnus atratus (black swan)
Lineage: Eukaryota; Metazoa; Chordata; Aves; Anseriformes; Anatidae
Gene: WT1
Product: WT1 transcription factor
Exons: 13
Coding region: 762-1382 (206 amino acids)
Biological process (GO): regulation of transcription by RNA polymerase II; negative regulation of apoptotic process; negative regulation of cell population proliferation
Cellular component (GO): nucleus
Molecular function (GO): DNA-binding transcription factor activity, RNA polymerase II-specific; RNA polymerase II cis-regulatory region sequence-specific DNA binding
Source: RefSeq, a predicted model, not a curated record